Messenger RNA from Fusarium pseudograminearum CS3096, 1212 nucleotides. RefSeq lists its product as uncharacterized. Bases 1 to 1212 code for a protein of 403 amino acids. Gene Ontology annotation, biological process: lipid metabolic process. The transcript has 2 exons. The record is from RefSeq and is a predicted model, not a curated record. Lineage: Eukaryota; Fungi; Ascomycota; Sordariomycetes; Hypocreales; Nectriaceae.
AUGGCUUGCCGUUUGUAUCUUCACCCGCUCGUCAUAUCGACGGCCCAACAGUUCUUCUUUAUCUACAUCGCAGGCUUCACAUCCAGCAAUUCGGCUCUGCGUCCAAUUGGUUUCGUAUUCUUUCUCAUCUCUACCUUUGUGGCACUUUCCUCAUUUGAAGACUUUAUCGAACCACCGGGAUGGGUCUCGAGAGCCAUCAUAUCCGCAUUUCCUCAGAUCUCACUUACAUACUUUGAGCGCAUGAUUGUACGCAAGAUUGCAUACGCCGAUGACAGAGAAAAAAAGGACCAACCUGCCCGAUCGAGGUUCCAAGAGUUCCGCUCGCGAUAUGUGUUUGGACAAGAGGUUGCGUCUUCAAUGAGAGGACUGGGUACAGCGUGGGAGAUCAGGAGCAUACACAACUUUGACUCUCGUGAUCCAAGCUAUGUCCCAACUGCGACGCCAUUUGUGUGCAUCAAUCUGUUAAAGGUGCUGCUCUGCUACUUUGUUCACAAGCUGUGCAUCACGACGCAGCUGAGUCUGAACAAGGGAUACAUGGCGCCCGUCUACGUACCCGUAUUUCGUCGUCUUGGCGAUGUGACCAUGGACGAGCUGCAGGUUCGCUACAUUGCGACCGUCACAACUGUUGUGUCAAUCUUUUGCUUCAUUCAGGGUGGUUACUCGCUGGCCUCAGCCGCUUCGGUCGUUAUGAACCCCAAAGCAGUCAAAGAUUGGCGACCGAUCUUUGGGGAAUUGUCGGAUUCGUAUUGUCUUCGACGCUUUUGGUCAACAUUUUGGCACCAGGGCCUGCAGAACAACCUUCGAGGUACCGCGACAUGGAUCGUCAAGAACGUGUUUCGUCUCAAUUCUUACUGUUUAGCUUCGAGAUAUCUCAAGAUUCUCCUCGCGUUUGCGCUGUCGGGCCUUGUACAUGUCCCAAGUGAUAUGGGAAGCGCCGUACCAGCAGCCAAAUCGGGAGCCAUUCAGUUCUUCUCGACGCAAUUGAUUGGACUUGUAUUUGAGGAUACAUUUGGGGACAUGUUUCUUCCUCUCUGGAAGUACAAGACUACAAGGGUUUUGGCAAAGUUGGUUGGAUACUUUUGGGUUAUUAGUUUUCUGGCGUGGUCGGGCCCCGUGAGAUGGUUCCCUGUAAUUCUUCAGCAGACGCCUGAAACUGAGCUCUUUAGACUGAGUGCCUUUAAGCCCAUGGCCAAGGUUAUGACCUGCUUUUAG